AUGGAUCAAGAUGAAAGGGGAAUUGUUUCGGGGAGUGGAUCGAAGGAUGCGGGGACCGCCAAGAAGCAGCGUCCACAGAGGAAGUUGCCGACGAAGACGAUUGGGUACUGGGAUAAUGAUUGCUUCUGGCCGACUUCGCUCCGCGAGCUGGGGCUUGAAAUCUGCCUAGGACACCCUCCUGGCGAGCCGUGCAGUGGAACUCACCCUGCGCACAAGUCGUUCCUUGUCUUCGACGCGAAUGGCUACCAUUCGGUCGAUAUUCGAUUCUGCGUAUGCUCGGCUACCCCGCCGUGGAAGCAACUACUCGAUGUUGGGUGGUAUCCGGCCUCUAGUCAGGACCCCCGCACGGCAUUCACGUUCGCUUUUCUCGACACAUUCCACCGCAUUACGCUUCAGGGCAAGAUCUCGCUUCACGACUACUAUCUGUCGGUCACGCACAAAACAGACAACGCUGGACUAAACAAACCAAUGUCACGAUAUCAUGAAGCGACAUUGGCCACGAGACAAUGGUCUCAUCUCAUGUUGCUCAAGCGGGCAGCUCGUGGACACGACCCGUUAGGUAUCAGCGAGACACCAAACGGUGCCCUCGCCGUUCUAUGCCCCGCAUGCCCUCAACCGGGUUGGAAUAUUCCAGACGACUGGGAUCAAUGUUCCCCCGAACAAAGAUGGAUAUACACGUUGUUCCUCGCGCUCGAUGCUUGCUUUCGUCUGAAGAACAAGGAUAGGAAGAUCAACGAUCCGGAACUGGGCAGUGGUUGGGGAUACUGUGUUGCAGAAGCUCCAUACCAGGAACAUCUCAAGUCGUACGUCGAGGUCGAGGAGACUACAGCUCCGUGCGACUCGACGUUCAAUGCGAUCAAACACAUGAACUCGACGAAUUCCAAGCCCGGUGUUAUGUCUAAAGGAGAGAAGUACGUGUCCAUGGAUUACAUUCUGUGGUCCACGCUUCUUCUCGUCGGCUGCAUGCUUCCGAUCGCUAUCAGCUAUGACAUCGCAUGCCAAUGGAAACAGAACCUUUGGAAACGACAUGCCACCCUCCCCACCACUUUUGCGACAGAAUUGAACUUCCUUCUUCAUGAAAAUACGGGCCUCACGCAUGGUGAAACGAUAGAGCAGGAGUGGGCCCAUAUCGGCGGCAUUGCUACCAUGACGCGGGACAUGGGUCCCGCGGCACGUCACCAUACGCUCAACGACCAUUGGGGAUCUUGGAACUUUAGGAAGACCGUCGGUUUGGGCACGGCGAUGUACAAGUCUUUGCUCUCUACGUUGCUAGAGUGUUCACGGCACCAGCGUAUCUACGAAGAAUAUACCGCCCGAUUCAGCCCAGCUCUCGUCUGUCAAUGGGAGGCUAUGAUUCAUCAAUGGGAGCUUGACCACAAGAAACCAAAUCCAUACGACGAACCCGAACAAGGCGAGGAUACCAUCAACGUCGGUCAACUGCGGAAAGCGCUCGCCGAACAGGAUGCGCAAGAGGCUAGUAUGAGGAUUCCUUCGCUGCAUCCGACGUCCGCGAAUGCGUUUAUUCGACAGGGCUUCCUUCUACGCGAUCAACAAUGGAACAUUCGUUAUCAGGCACAGCAAAUGAAGGCGAAUGCUACGGACACGGCGAUGUCUACGCUACAGGAGCGCCGCACAGCACUCUAUCGGAGUAUUCAGAACUGGUAUGACGUUCAGGAUUCCUACAUGCCGGCAGCCAUCACGCGCCGUUCCCCUCGGCGUGCAGAAAGCGGCGAAGAGUUCGAAGCGACCAUUCGGGCCGAAAAUCUGGUGAUACUGAUGCCGUCUGAUAUCGCCCUUCCUGAGCUCCGUAACUCCGGGUGUGUCGGCGACGUGAUUGACAAGGAGAGACAAACUGCUGCUCGGCGGAAAAUGAAGCAUUCGUUAGGAGGCCAGAAAGAAGGAACACGGUCUAAAACGCUUCUCGGGUCAGUCUCAAAGAAGUUACAGCAAGCUGUCAACGUCUACCAGACAUCGUACACGGCCGUCAAGAUUCUGGACCCAACAGGCGACUGGACGAAGCACUACCAUUACCUGUCUGACGACGACGUCCGCGGCCCUUUUCGCGACGAUCAGCCGGAUGAAGCGGAACGGAGGAGGACGCCGUCGUGGAUCUGGACCGUCCCUGGUACCCAGAAGAGAUCUGCCGAGACUGACGACCGUGAUGCCGACGAACAUAUGCGGGGCGAAUGGGCAAGGCAACGGGCGCGAUCACGAAGAUGCGCGGAGGAAGUCGUGUUGCUCGUGGAGGAGAUGCGACGUGUGUUGACGUUUCUCCGCGCGAAGGCGGCAUGGUGGGAGAAACGGCGGGAGCUACGGGUUGUAGAAGAUCGCGUUAUGCGCGGACUUGACGCUUACGCUUGCCGUCAAGCACGCAUACUUACCAAACUUGGCACAGUGUUCGCGUUACAAUGGCUACCAUUGCUCAAGAUUUCCAACCUUGGAGGCGACUGGAUACCAGAGUUUGACAUCAGAAAUAGUCCGCUAUCUGGUGUCCCAGCCGCAGCCGCCACCGAUUUAUCGUCUGCGGCCUCUUCAACUACCGAUAUGCCGCGGCCAAUCACCGCAGCACAGACUUCUACCAGCCUUGGGUCAGCUGUCGACAAAACAUCCGCUGAACACGCACCAUUCGAACCGUAUGCCGCGCGUGGGUCAGAAGACACCGAUAACGUGAACGAUGAAUUCGAUUCGGAUCCAGAAGAUGAAGAUAGUCACGAGAGCGAAGCAGAAGAUGAAGAAAUUCCAAAAGAACGCGGAUCUGAUGGGCGUAAGCUCGCCUUGAGCACGAUGAUCAAGCAGGAGCCAUGCUUAGAUGCGCACUGGGAAGCGAUAAAGGAGCGCAUUUGUAAGUUGGCGUUCGAAAUGCUGGCUAUCGGCCGCAUUUAUGACGAUCAACCAACGUUCGCCACCGCUUUGGUCGUCUGCACGGUCGCUAACGAUGAAGACUGGCAGUUCUUAUGGGACUACGUCGACUUCUGGCCGCUUCGCAUAUACCUUCGGUUUCUUCUCUCUGCCUACGCGCGUCCCGCAGAGCCGGUCGGUAUCGCCUUGAAGCUCAGGAAGACAUUCGAUGAUUAUCGUGUGCAUCAUGAGUCUGCCACUGCAUCAACUGCAUCCAUACAUAGUGACGACGGCACCGAUUCUCUCGAAAGCUAA
Punctularia strigosozonata HHB-11173 SS5 is the source of this 3153-nucleotide messenger RNA. RefSeq lists its product as uncharacterized. The record is from RefSeq and is a predicted model, not a curated record. Lineage: Eukaryota; Fungi; Basidiomycota; Agaricomycetes; Corticiales; Punctulariaceae. The coding region runs from base 1 to 3153 and encodes 1050 amino acids. The transcript has 19 exons.